Malus domestica (apple) is the source of this 2475-nucleotide messenger RNA. The record is from RefSeq and is a predicted model, not a curated record. NCBI's taxonomy places the organism in Eukaryota, Viridiplantae, Streptophyta, Magnoliopsida, Rosales, Rosaceae.
GAGCUCCCAAGAGCGAUCGAAGAAUCGCAAAUUGCAAUCGUCGUUCUCUCACCAGACUAUGCUUCUUCCAAAUGGUGCUUGAAGGAACUUACAACCAUCCUUAAGCGCAUGGAAGCCAGGAACUCUAUUCUACCGGUCUUUUAUGAGACAGAUCCAUCUGACGUUGGAAAUCAGAAGGGGUCUUUUGCCAAAGCCUUCGAUGAGCAUGAAGAAAAGUUCAUUAGUACCGAAGACAAGAUGAAGGUGACCCAGUGGAGAGAGGCUCUGAAAAAAGUAUCCAAAAUUUCUGGGUGGCAUUCUAAGGAAUCUAAGAGUGAAAGUGAGAUUAUACAACAACUCGUCAAAAGUGUGUGGAAGAAAGUGCAAGCUACAUUCCCGUUGUUAGAUCCCUCACAGGAAUUAGUUGGGGUUAAUUUUGGGCUUGAGCAACUAAGUUCGUUGUUAGCUCAUGAUGUCAAUGAUGUUCGCUUUAUAGGGAUAACGGGGAUGGGUGGCAUAGGUAAGACCACCCUUGCUAAGCUUGUGUAUGAUAGAAUCUUUCAUCAUUUUGAAGUUCCCUGCUUUCUUGGCAACAUUAGAGAGGUUUCUAACGUUGAUCUUCAAAAAAGACUUUUGCACCCUAUGUUGAAGGAAAAGAUUGAAGAAAUUUGGGAUGAAGAGCGCGGAAUCAUUUUCAUUAAAAAGUGCUUACGCAACAAAAAGGUUCUUCUUGUACUCGAUGAUGUGGAUCACAUAAACCAGCUACAAGUACUAGCUGGAAAGGAAGAUUGGUUUGGCAUGGAAAGUCGAAUUAUCAUUACAACUAGAAAUGAACGUCUGCUAGUCCAGCAUGACGUAACAUUAUGUCAUAAUGUCAAAGUGUUGGAUGAAGGCGCAGCUCUUGAACUGUUUAGCCUACAUGCCUUUAAGAAAAAUCUGCCUGAGGAUGGGUUUUGGGAACUAUCAACAUAUUUCAUGAAUUAUGCUGGAGGCCUUCCAUUAGCUCUUGAAACUUUGGGGUCGGCAUUGUUUAAGAGAAGGCUAGACACUUGGAAUAGUGUGUGGGAUAAUCUGUCAAAAAUUCCUAAUCCAACAAUUUUUUAUAAACUUAAAAUAAGUUAUGAUGGACUAGAAGAGUGGGAGAAGAGAAUUUUUCUCGAUGUUGCAUGUUUUCACAAAGGGAAGUACACAAAGCGAGUAAUUGAAAUGCUAGAUGAUUCUUUUGGAUUAUCUAGUAGUAUUAUGAUAGAUGUACUAAUUGAGAGAUCUCUCAUCUAUCAAGAUCAUGAAAAAUGCAUAUGGAUGCAUGAUUUGAUUCAAGAAAUGGCAUGGACAGUUAUUGCUCACGAGUCUAAAGAGCCUGGUCAACGCAGUAGGUUGUGGCUUUACAAUGAUAUUUAUCAUGUAUUCACGACGAAUACGGUAAGAAGUCCCAAAUUUCUUCCAUGUUCCUUGAGAAUUAUAAAUUGGAGUUGGUAUCCUUCUAAUUUUCUUCCAACUAGCUUUCGCCCGCACUUGCUUGCUCAACUAAAGAUGUGUAAUAGCAAUCUUGUUCGUGUUUGGGAGGGAAAAGUGGACUUGCCCAACUUGAAAUAUAUCGAUCUUAGCUACUCCAAUAAAUUGAAGAGUACCCCAGAUUUCAAUGGUAUUCCAAAUCUUGAGGAGUUGAUUCUUUGGAAUUGUAAGAAUUUAGUUGAGAUUCACCCGUCUAUUGCAGUUCUCAAAAGGCUUAAACAUUUGCUUCUUAAUGGCUGUGAAAGCAUUAAUAGCCUCCCAAGUGAGGUUGAAAUGGAUUCUCUUGAGACUUUCGAUCUUGAUGGCUGCUCAAAUGUGAAAAAGAUUCCAGAAUUUGGGGAGCAGAUGAAGAAUGUAUUGCGGAUUCACUUAGAUGGGACUACGAUCGAGAAACAAAUGAACAUCUGUGCGAGUGGAUGCUUAAAGAUUGACAAACUCCCAGGAGACAUGGAUCACUUAGAGGCGUUUUGCUGGGGACCCACUAUGACAGAGCCGCUUGUGAGCAUGAAAAAUCUCAAACGUCUAGUAUUUAAGACAAAUUUUGACAUAGCCACUUGUGGAUCGGAUGAGUUAUCUCUAGCGAAUUGUAAUCUUCGGGAGGGGGAUAUCCCCGAUGAUAUUGGCUGCUUGUCCUUACUGGGAGUAUUGUAUCUUAGUAGAAAUAAUUUCAUCAGUCUACCUCAAAGCUUUAGACACCUUUCUAAAGUUUUCAGUCUUGAUCUGGAGGGGUGGAAAAGCCUUCAAAAAUUGCCACCUCUUCCAUCAAACAGAGGAUUAAGAGUAAAUCUGGACAAUUGCACUUCCUUACAAAGGUUGUCAGGUCCAUCCAGUUUUUAUGGUGAUUAUGUCACUUGCCGGAAUUGCAUUGCAUUGGUUCAAGAUGAAGACUUGAUUAAUAAGAUUCCAAAAUUUGUCAUUCAGCAAGUGGGUACCUUGGAAACUCGCGACGCCAUUAGCGUUAACAUGUACACUAGGGGUUGA